GCUCGAGCAUGCGCACAUGCGAUAUUUUGAGACCGCGCUUCCCGCCCUGGAUGAGCUUGUUGUCAAAGCUUACGCCAGCAGGGGUACCGCGUUGCGGGGCUGUCCCACCUUUAUUUUCUGUCUGAACGGAAAGAAAUAAAAAAAAAAGAGGCUUUUUUUUUUUUUUUUUUUUUUCCCCGUCGGGAGAGGAAACUGGAGCUGGUUGGUGCCAUGGCGGUCAGUGUGGAGGAGCUGUACCGCUGUUACUGGGUCCUGGCUGAAGCCACAGACAAGAAUCUAGAGCAGCACCGGAAUGCAUACCAGAUGAUCCUCAAUGGAGUGAAAGGGGGUCCGAAGGAGAAGUGUUUGGCGGCUCAGUUCAUUCCCAAGUUCUUCCGGUGUUUCCCAGAGCUGGCGGACGCAGCCCUCAACACACAGCUGGACCUGUGUGAGGAUGAAGAUGUCUCGAUCCGACGACAGGCCAUCAAGGAGUUGCCUCAGUUUGCUGCAGGAGAGAAUCUGCCCAGGGUGGCUGACAUACUGACCCAGCUACUGCAGACAGAUGACGCUGCCGAAUUUAACCAAGUGAACGGUGCCUUGCUCUCCAUUUUCAAGACUGAUGCAAAGGGAACGCUGGGAGGUCUUUUCACACAGAUAUUGCAAGGUGAGGACAUUGUACGGGAGAGAGCCAUCAAGUUCUUGUCUUCCAAGCUUAAGACCUUGCCUGAGGAUAUCAUAACCAAAGAGGCGGAGGACUACAUCUUCACUGAGUCCAAGAAGGUAUUGGAGGAUGUUACAGGGGAGGAGUUUGUGCUGCUCAUGCAGAUCCUCUCUGGGCUGAAGAGCCUGAAGACUGUCAGUGGCCGACAGCAGCUGGUGGAGCUGGUGGCGGAUCAGGCCUUCCUGGAUCAGACACUGGACCCCUCUGACACCGACAGUGUGGACCGGCUGUUGCAGUGCACCCGCCAAGUGCUGCCCCUCUUCUCUAAAAAUGUUCACUCCACGCGCUUUGUGACACACUUCUGUUGUAAUGUCCUGCCCAGUCUCAGUAUGCUGACCAGCCCUGUGGCAGACCUGGACAUCCAGCUGGAGGUCCUUAAGCUAUUGGCUGAAAUGUCUCCCUUCUGUGGCGAUCAUGACAAAUUGGAGUCCAACUUGAUGAUUUUGUUUGGAAAGCUUUUGGAGUACAUGCCUGUUCCACCAGAGGGGGCAGAUAAUGGGAAUGUUGCAGUUGACAAGGAGCCAAAGCUGCAGUUCAGCUGUGUUGAGUGUCUCCUGUUCAGUUUCCAUCAACUAGGGAAGAAAAAACCAGACUUCCUCAUUCAUAAAGUCAACACAGAACAGUUGAAGGAUUUCAAGAUAAGGUUACAGUAUUUUGCCCGUGGAUUGCAAGUGUACAUCCGUCAGCUUCGGGCUGAUUUGCAGGGCAAGACUGGAGAUGCAUUAAAAACAGAGGAGAAUAAAAUAAAAGUUGUGGCUCUGAAGAUUACCAACAACAUCAGUGUUUUGAUUAAGGACCUCUUUCACAACCCACCUUCUUACAAGAGUUCUAUAUGUCUCUCCUGGAAACCAGUGCAAAAGACUGAAGCCACUGGUCAGAAGCGACCGUCUGGAGAGGAAAUAGGGGCUGGAGCUGAAAUGAAGACACGCUCUGCACUGCCUAAAAGGGAUGCACAACAGAUCUACAAUCCCCCCAGUGGAAAGUAUAGUGCCACCAUCAGCAACUUCCGCUUUGAAGAACAUGGCGGGUUCCACAGGGGCCGUGGAAGAGGCUGGGGAUUCCAAGGCAACAGAGGCAGAGGGAGAACCUACUGAACAGAUUCUCUAGAGGAUUUCACAAUAGAUGGAAUGCAUAAGACUCUGUCUUCACAGCUUUAUGAAUGUUCUUAUCUUUACAUGAUUAUUUCCUCAGAAGAAGUGGAAGAUAUCUGGAAAAUUACAAAUUUUGCAACAAAUUUUUUCUGCUUUGAAUUUUUUGAAUUGUGUGUGUAUAUACAUUAAGGAUUUUUGUAUGGGCUUAGAAUUAAAUUUCUGCAGCAUAAAAUAGGCUUUAUUAUGUUUGACU
Messenger RNA from Scleropages formosus (Asian bonytongue), 2044 nucleotides. RefSeq names its product apoptosis inhibitor 5-like. The transcript is spliced from 14 exons. Gene Ontology annotation, biological process: negative regulation of apoptotic process. Gene Ontology annotation, cellular component: nucleus. Bases 211 to 1794 code for a protein of 527 amino acids. NCBI's taxonomy places the organism in Eukaryota, Metazoa, Chordata, Actinopteri, Osteoglossiformes, Osteoglossidae. The record is from RefSeq and is a predicted model, not a curated record. Gene Ontology annotation, molecular function: RNA binding.